UGGUCCGAGCGCGGAGCUUGUUGACGGGUGGAAACUGUUCGAGCAGCUUUGGAUUCCGGGCUGUCAAACGUUGGACUUAAACUGUGUGUGUGUGGUUUUUUUUUGGGUUGUUGUUGUUGAAUAAUAACUGGGGCAAAAGCAGAAGCGGCCGCGGGUAAAAUGUGAGGCGAUGGACGGGGAACAGAGUGCGAAGCUGGCGGAAGGUCCUGAAACGCAAGAGGUCCAGGAAGUUGCUCCAGUGAUAAGCGACUCUUCUACCGGUGCUGUCGCGCAGCAAGGCGAUACUCGGGUGGACGAGAUGAUUGUGAUUCUCACCGAGGGGCAGGCGGCUCCGACUGAGGGAGGGGAGCAGAGUCAACCUGCUGCUCUCGCCUCGGCAGCAGCGCUCAGAGUGAGCAGGGAGCGCUCCGAACUCCUGGAGAUCGACGCCAUGGACGCCUCGCUCAACAGUAUGUUCCACGCCAUAUCCAGCAGCAAGGCCGUGAUCAAGAGCCAGCAGAAAGACGAGCCCGACCUCCUCUACGAUCAGAAGCUGGCCAUCGUGAAGGAGCUUUUCUUCUGCAAGCCAGUGGUUUUCCUGGAACGCUUUCACAAGAUCAUCAGAGAGGAUCACCUGCGCUGCUUCAGACACUUGGCUGGCAACUACGAAGUUGCCUUUUACUGCAACGAAGUGCAAAAGUCUUCAAUGAAGAAAAGGGCCCGAACUAACGUCCGCAACAAGAGGUACGCGGCCCUGCAGCAGAUGAUCAAAGAUGGGGAGUACUUCAGCGAUGAGCAGAUGCGAACGAGAGAUCCCCUGCUCUACGAACAAUACAUCAGGCAGUACAUGACAGACGAGGAGCUGUUGGUUCAAAGCAACAGGAAACUGGGCACUGCAAUGACUCUGACUGACCUACUCAUGAGCACAUAUCAGGAAAAGAUUGUGCAGCAGAGACUGCAGUGGCAGCAAGAAAGGGAGGAUGCCUGUGAAGAAGAGGAAGACGAGGAUGAAGAGGACAGUCCUGUGUCUAAUGCUGAGGAGUGGGUGCCCAGUGAUGAUGAGAAGAGCAUGCUGAGGGACGAAUUUGUCAGCCGCAUGCACCAGCGCUUCCUAGAUGGAGAAGAUAGAGACUUUGAUUACAGUACUGUCGAUGACAACCCAGAGUUUGACAACCUUGACAUUGUGAAUCGUGAUGAAGAGGAGCGAUACUUCGAUGAGGAGGAGCCGGUGGAAAUCGAAGAUAUGGAAGAUAUGGUUGGAUAGAGAAUGAUGAGAUUCAAACACAGUUCAAUUAUAUGUCAUAUUUUUCCAAUUUAAAGUUAGAAUUGUUUCUGAGUUUGCUUUGUGACUGUUAGAGAAGAUGUUGUGGUAUUUGUACAUGGUGUGUCGAAACCAAAAAGUCCUAAUCUCUCCUCUUUCCCCAUUCAUCAAGAAUGAUUAAAAUGGCCAAGUGCCCUGUUGCUCUGGACCCAACAGCCAUUACGCCAUGAAAGAAUGAAACUGUGGGUGGCUGUUAAAUAAAAGUGGUAUUACAUCUCCCACAUCUUCACCAUUUGGUCCCUGAUGUGCAUGGAGUUAGCUGAUGUAUCUCCUGGAGAUCAGGGCAGAACAGUGGCACAGCUGGUUGAGCUUCUGCCUCGCAGCACCAGAAGCACGGGUUUAAUCCCCACCUCCAAUGCCAUCUGUGUGGAAUUUUACGCAUUUUCUCUGUGGGUGCGUGGGCUUCCUCCCACAUCCCAGACGUGCGAGUUUAUAGGUUAAUUGGCCUCUGUUAAAUUGCCCCUGGUGUGUAGGAAGCAAACGCAGUUAUCAGAGAACUAGUGUGAAUGGGUGUUCAAUGGUCAAUGUGAACUCGGUGGGCUGAAGAGUCUGUUUCCAUGCUGUAUCUUUUUUUAAUUAAAAGAGCUUUCUAAUUG
Molecule: messenger RNA, 1896 nt
Organism: Amblyraja radiata (thorny skate)
Lineage: Eukaryota; Metazoa; Chordata; Chondrichthyes; Rajiformes; Rajidae
Gene: ccdc97
Product: coiled-coil domain containing 97
Exons: 5
Coding region: 170-1243 (357 amino acids)
Source: RefSeq, a predicted model, not a curated record